Messenger RNA from Suillus clintonianus, 606 nucleotides. RefSeq lists its product as uncharacterized. Lineage: Eukaryota; Fungi; Basidiomycota; Agaricomycetes; Boletales; Suillaceae. The record is from RefSeq and is a predicted model, not a curated record. Bases 1 to 606 code for a protein of 201 amino acids. The transcript is spliced from 6 exons.
AUGAUUGAGCGCUUCUCCGGGUCUCCACUCAUAAGCUGGCGAGCUAUCAUGGGCAGCGCAUGCUACACAGGCACAGUUCCUGUGAUGGUGAUCAACGGUCACUUUGGUAGGGACCUACACGUGCGGAAGGUUGAACUCGAUGGUGAAAAAACGGCCACUCUUGAUACUGCUGUUAUGAUACAAUCGGAGUUGAAUGCAUCAUCCGCCAUGAGCCAUGCUGGGUGCAUUGGGUUUCUCGAUGUCGUGAUUCUUCCGGAGGUCAAGAUGAGCGGCCAAGUCCUCCAUAUUCACCAUGAGAUACAUAUUACCCGAGCGACCCGAGGUGUGAUACGCUGGGUGAUAAUCGCUCGAGUGUGGGUCGAGUAUGUUCAAAACCCGAAAAGUAUCGAAAUGAAGACCCACGCUCGAGAAAAUGUGUUACUUACUACGCCCACUUGCGACAUUAUGACUUGUAGUACCUUCCUGCCGCCGCUCUUGGCGGCAUUCCCACUCCUUGAGAACUUGAAUUUCGCAAUCACUGGAACCUCGGGUUCUCUGCUUCCGGAAGUCGAUGCGUGUUUGAUAGAUCAAAUACAUCAGAAAUCACAGCAGGGGACCGGUCAAUGA